Symsagittifera roscoffensis is the source of this 2697-nucleotide messenger RNA. RefSeq names its product laminin subunit alpha-1-like. The record is from RefSeq and is a predicted model, not a curated record. NCBI's taxonomy places the organism in Eukaryota, Metazoa, Xenacoelomorpha, Acoela, Convolutidae. The transcript is spliced from 6 exons. The coding region runs from base 17 to 2611 and encodes 864 amino acids.
UGGAAAUGUCAGCGCAAUGGCUCAGGACAUAGAGACAUUUUUCAUGCUCAAGGACGAACUAUUCCUAAGUGUCGAAUACGCGCACACAAACACCUCCGAAGCGAAUCAAAUCGCGGACAAACUUUUACUGUUGACUGGCGAAGUUGAGCCUCGAAUUGGAGAAAUAAAUGAAAGGACGCUCAAUCUUUCAGCCAGAAAUAAUUUCACCGAUCUAGGCAAAAAAUCUCUUGAUGAUCUGAACAAUCAUUUGGGAGAAAUUGGAUUCAAAAAAGACAGGAUUUUGGCUGCUAUCAACUUGAUAUCAGACACGCUGCAGCAACUCAAGAAUAAGGAGUACGAGAAGUGGGCCCAAAACAUCUCUGCACUUGCAAAUCAAGUGAUCUAUAAUGCAGCUGAGACAUCCAGAGAUGUGGGAAGACUGCGCGAGGAGGCCAAGGAGUCCUUGGAUAAGCUGGACAAUCUUAGAAGGGACUUGAAGGAGACACGGGAAGAUAUGAAUGAGGCUGAUGAUCUAGUGUCUCGGUUACCAUCAUUGGCCAAGAUGGCGAAGGACUCCAUGUUGAGAAAUGAAGCAGAGAUGAAGGCAGCUCAGGACGAGAAGAGCAACCUUGAUGUGAAAUUUGCCCGACUAGACGACAAACUAAGAGAGAUCAGAUCCGCCAUCAACAUGGGCAUGUGGGCGAUGAAGUUUGAUCAAACUCAGAAGAGCUACGCUAAACUUCGAACCCCGAAGAUAGUCGAAACUGACUAUCUACAACACGACAUACGACUAGUCAUCUCGGGCGCCGACUCCGUAGCCGAACCCAAUGGCUUGCUUUACUUCAUAGGAAAUCCCACCGCAUCCACAAACCUCAAAUCAGAUUAUAUGGGACUGAGAUUGAAGGAAGGCAAGUUGGAGUUUUUCUGGUCAACUUCGCCUGGUCAACGACAUAUUAUUACCGCAGACGUUGAAUUCAAGCCCUCGGAGUCCUACACGAUUCGUGCCACCAGGAGUGGAUUCGAAACUACUCUGAAAGUCUUCCUGGUCUCCGUGAAGAUAUCAUCUGAACAAAGUGACGGGACGCUUCUAGCCAGUGCUUCUUUCAGCGAACUGGAACAGUAUCCUAAGCUAGUUAUGCGGCUUAGUGAUAAGACUCGUUAUUUCUUCGGUGGAGUCCCGACUACCGAGACAACCUUCGCAAGUCUGAUUGGCGACGUUGUACACUUCAAAGGAUGCAUUCAUCUCUUCGUUCUGAAUAACGUGGUAAUGAAUUUGUGGAACUAUGAGCUUGCUUCUCAAGUUUCGGCUUGUUACCCUGAGAAAAAGCAGAGUCCUUACUAUAGAAAUGAUGAUUUCGGUUUUGCAUGUUCUUGGGAGUCUAAUGCAUACGUGAAGCGGAACUUACCUCUAAGCGAAUCAUUUGCAGUCAGUGGUCGAGUGUCGUCUCAAGAAAGGGUUCAACUGACAAAAAUCGAAACGCUAGAGCAAAGUAAAAACGGUUCACUGAUUGCUUAUGCAGUAAUCCGCGAUAAAUAUUCUGCAGCUGGAAUUGGUAAAGAUUUUCUACGAGUCGUUUGCCGUGAUAACUACACGUGUGAAGUUCAAGCCGCAGACGCUAGUGUUUCCAAUGUUUAUAAUGUAGUAGAUAAACGUAACAACAAAAAGCCCCUUUCACAAAUGAAGUUAGAUUUUAUGACCAAUAAUGAUAACAUUGUCUUCUCCUCAGAAAUCAAUAAAAUCAGGCGCAGCAAUAAAAUUGAAGACAAAUCGUUUACAGUGAAGGCGCUGCAGAGUUUUGAUUUGGAUCUCUUCAUCGUCGGAGUCAACGGAGAGGUUAAGUUGCUUCAGAAAUUAAAGAACGGUAACGCGUUUGAAAAUUUGGAAUCUAUGAUGGGAUGCUUUCGGCUCCGCGAUUUGUUCGCAUCGCCAACAACACACAGUGAGUGGUUAGACUACGAAAAAUGGGUUCACGCAGGUCUUUACUUGUACCCCCUUGCUACACCUGUAUAUACAACAAUGCAACUAGAUGGCAAUGAUGAAUCACUCUUUGCAGUUGUAAACCCACCAGCUGUUGGAAACAGGAUCGCAUUUCAAAUCAAGACAGAAGCAGAUAGCGCAUUGCUCAUGUUUUUGAUGGCACCUGACGAGAAGUCAGGAGUAUCAGUUUCGCUUGUGAACGGAAAAGUUUCUGUGCGGGAGCGUCGAUCCAAAUCUCCCGAUGACAUCUACUCAAUAAGCUCAGAAGAGCCUAUCAACGACAAACAAUGGCACUCAGUGGCCGUAAUGAAGCACUUGGCAAGCAGGCAGUGGAUUGUAAUGGUAGACGAUGACAGAGAGAAAACCACAGUUGUACAGUUAAAAGAUUUGAAUACGAUUGAAGAGAUAUCGGGACAAGUGAUGAAUGUCGGAGGUAUCCCGGACACACAAACAUUGGACCAGUACAAGAACUUACUACCGUCGUCGAAAGGUUUCAACGGUUGUAUAAGAGACCUUAUUUUUGAACAAACCAUUGAAGGAAACUCCGCUGCAGUGCAAAUUGGAGAUGAGAGUGAAUUCAAGCCAGCUUUCAAAUGGAACAAACUGUCUCCAGGAAUUGGGUCGAAAGGAUACAAAAUUGGGUGCGAAAUAUAAGUUCAAACUUAAAUGACAUUGUCAGACAUUUGCACGGAAUUGUUAGAGUAAAUUAACCAUUUUCAUCAUCAUAGUCACUUGGAAAC